Pelodiscus sinensis (Chinese soft-shelled turtle) is the source of this 3608-nucleotide messenger RNA. The record is from RefSeq and is a predicted model, not a curated record. NCBI's taxonomy places the organism in Eukaryota, Metazoa, Chordata, Testudines, Trionychidae.
UCCAGAUGAAUAUUAGCUAAUGAUUAAUACUGUUUCUGUGAACAAUUUCAGUAUUUUGAUCAAACAGUAAACUUGGGACUUUUUAUAAUUGUCUUCCUCUUCUGUUUGGAUUUGCCAUUUCUGCUUGUUCUAGCAGAAACAAGAUCUGUGGAUACUUUAGAGGGAGCUACAAAUAAUGUUAUUUCUGAAGAAUCAGUGGAGAAGGUAAAGAAUGUAAAGCAACCUCAAGUAAUAGCCGACAGUGAAGUAGCUGCAGAAGAAAAACAUUCUGAAUUGAAAAAGAAAAAGAAAAAAAAGAGACAAGUGAUUAACACAGAAGGAGGUACAGAAACUAAAAAAGCAAAGACUGAAGAACAAGAGUCUGUAGACAUGAAAGAUGCAAAAGAUAGUAAAGAUCCUGAGGUGGAAGAAAAUAAUGAGGGUCCUGAAGGGAGAGAACUAGUGGAUGAGGAUACUGAAGAGCCCUGUUUACCUCUUGGUGUAACAGGUGCUUUUGAAGACACCUCAUUUGCUUCACUGGCUGAUAUAAUCAGCGAGAACACACUGAAAGGAAUAACUGAUAUGGGCUUUACACACAUGACAGAAAUUCAACAUAAAAGUAUUAAACCCCUUUUGGAAGGCAGAGAUAUUCUAGCAGCUGCGAAAACGGGCAGUGGCAAAACACUUGCAUUCCUCAUUCCUGCCAUAGAGCUCAUCUACAAGUUAAGAUUCAUGCCUAGGAAUGGAACAGGUGUUCUGAUUCUUUCACCUACUCGGGAGCUUGCCAUGCAGACUUUUGGAGUUCUGAAAGAACUGAUGACUCAUCAUGUUCACACCUUUGGCCUGAUAAUGGGAGGCAGUAACAGAUCAGCUGAAGUACAGAAACUUGCAAAUGGGAUCAACAUUAUCGUGGCAACACCAGGUAGACUUCUGGACCACAUGCAGAACACCCCAGGGUUUAUGUACAAGAACCUGCAGUGUCUGGUAAUUGACGAGGCAGAUCGUAUCCUGGAGGUUGGGUUUGAGGAAGAAAUGAAACAGAUCAUAAAACUGCUACCAAAGCGCAGACAGACCAUGCUUUUUUCUGCUACACAAACCCGAAAGGUUGAAGACCUGGCUAAAAUAUCUCUGAAAAAGGAGCCACUAUAUGUUGGAGUUGAUGAUAACAAGGAAACAGCCACAGUAGAUGGUCUUGAACAGGGAUAUGUAGUGUGUCCAUCUGAAAAAAGAUUCCUUCUGCUCUUCACAUUCCUCAAGAAAAACCGGAAGAAAAAAUUGAUGGUGUUUUUCUCCUCGUGUAUGUCUGUGAAAUAUCACUAUGAACUACUCAACUAUAUUGACUUGCCGGUCAUGGCCAUUCAUGGAAAGCAGAAGCAAACUAAACGUACUGCCACGUUUUUCCAGUUCUGUAAUGCAGAUUCUGGAAUACUGUUGUGCACUGAUGUAGCUGCCAGAGGACUGGAUAUUCCUGAAGUUGAUUGGAUUGUCCAGUAUGACCCUCCAGAUGACCCAAAGGAAUACAUUCAUCGCGUUGGUAGAACUGCCAGAGGUAUAAAUGGCAGAGGACAUGCUCUACUGAUUUUACGACCAGAAGAAUUGGGUUUCCUUCGUUACCUAAAGCAAGCCAGGGUACCAUUAAGUGAAUUUGAAUUUUCGUGGUCAAAAAUUUCAGACAUCCAGUCUCAGCUUGAAAAAUUGAUUGAGAAAAACUAUUUCCUUCACAAGUCGGCGCAGGAAGCAUACAAAGCAUACAUUAGAGCUUAUGACUCCCAUUCUCUGAAACAGAUCUAUAAUGUCAAUAACUUGGAUUUACCCAAAGUUUCUCUUUCUUUUGGCUUCAAAGUCCCUCCAUUUGUUGAUCUCAAUGUGAACAGCAGCCAAGGUAGAAGAUUGCAAAAAAGAGGCGGAGGUGGAGGAUUUGGUUACCAGAAAUCCAAGAGUGUCCAUAAAUCCAAAAUCUUCAAACACAUUAACAAGAAAAAGUCAGACAGCCGGCAGUUUUCUCGUUGAAGCUCUCUUCUGAAAUGGCUUUUGUCAUUAAAAUAGACUCUCUCUAGGUGAAAAUAAUCUUACAGAUAUUUCCUUUUCACGCUGCUAAGGUUUAAAAUGUGCUCUGUUUAAAUUUUACAUUUGGUCUCUGUAUAUCUAAUAAUGCAUUUCAAGAAGGCAGACUGAGAAAACUAAGUCAAAGGAGAGGAUACUUCGAUGUAAUCUUUUUACCAUAAAUAAGUUAACUGUUCCUGAAAAUAGAACACAUUUUCUAGUAUUUUUUCUAAGCACCCAUCAAAACAGAACAGGCAAUUCUGAAUACAGAAUGGUUGUGCAUAGCAAGAGUCUGUCAGAAUAUUCAGAAAUUAAAGGGGAUGGCAGAGCGCUGAAACUAUUUUUACGGGACAAAAUAAAAUAUCCUUGUUCACUUGGGUCACUGGACUUUUUUAUAAAGCUACAAAACUCAUUGCUUUUUCUAGUCAAAACAGUAAAGAAUCUCUAGGGAUCUUCUGGAUGAACAGAGAAUGACUAUGAGCCUAAUGUGUGUUUAAACCAUCAAGGAUAAUGCUUUAGUCUAUGUAUCAAAUAGUACAAAUUGACAAGACUAUAAAAGCAAAUUUAAUAGUAUACUAUGGGGUAGUACCUCCUGCUCGCUACACUCACCAACCCCCUCUCUGGGGUAGGCAGCCCUGGCUUCCCACCACCACUGGGGAGGGCCAGGCUGAGGCUUGGCAGUCCUGGCCUUCACAGGCUCUCUCUUGCCACCCUGCUGCCUGGGGGGUUGGGCCAGGCCAAGGCCACAGAUGGCCCAAAUUUCUCCCUUCAGCCGAUGGGAGGGGCUGGGCCGAGGCUGACCUGACCCUUUCCCUCAAGAGGGAGGGCUUGCAGCGUGCCUCUCCCCUCCCCCCCAACACCCCACUCCACCAUGAGGGGGGAAGGUCUUGUGACUUGCAGUCCCCCUUUUGCCACUUGCUCCAGCCCCAGCUUUCCCCCACCCCACUUCCCUAGCUGUACCAAGCACUGCGCUCUGGUGAGGCUCAGCCCUCCAGCCACCAGGAGGGAGGGCAAAAUCCCAAGCCCCUCGCUCUCCACAGCCACCAGACCCCUAGCCCUAUCACCUGGCUGUCAGGAGGGGGAGGACGGCAGGCAAGGACUCCAGAAGCUGCCUUAUGCUCUGGCAGUGGGGGGAUGUCCCCACACAUCACCAGAGCAGCACAAUUUAAAAUUCCAGAAGCCACCGGUCAUGUGGUGGCUACCCACGGUACAGCCAACUUGGUCCCAGAUCAGGGGAUGGCAUGUCCUCCGCCUGCAGCAGGCUUCUGCACUCCCUGCCCUCCCACCCCACAAUUUUCCUCCUACCCCCCUCCCCCGCCGCCCUCCCCCCACCAGCAGCAACAGCUUGCUUUCAGUGCUACUGCUGUUCCAGGAGCCGUAGUUGCUGAUCCCUGCUGGGUUACCAGCACAGUAGAAGGGAGGAGGUAGGGUGGCUGCGGGGGGAGGGGCUGCUGGAUGAAGAGUGACAUGAUGAUGUCACUGUUGUCCUGCAGGAAAAGUUUUCUUGACUAUAGAGAGAGCUAUUAUGUGACAUUUUAACAGCUUUUUUAUAUUAUGUUAAUAAACUAAUUUAUAUUCCAGAGGAA